AACAGAUUCAAAGGACGAAUGUUGAAAAUGAAUAUUUAGUACCUAGUACACAACAGGACACAGGCAUUUUUUAUAUUGUAAAUAGUGAAAUCGGUACAUGUUCUUGUUUUGUUGGCAUAAAUGGUGCCCCAUGUAAAUAUCAAGGAGCUGUCUCAAUGAAAUUUCAUCUUUCAAUGUUUAACUUUAUUCCAUCAUUAACACCAAAUGACCGUGCAAAUUAUACUUACAUUGCACUUGGUUAUGUUGCUCAUGAUAAUUCGUUUUAUGCCUUGCUUCAUGCACAACAAGCCCCACAACAAGAAAAUUUACACCAUAGUGAACCAACAUUUUCUAGUACUCCAAAUAUUAAUAACAAAACAAGCAAUACUUCAGAUAUUGAGUGGAAAGAACCAAACGAAAAUCGUAAAGAUAUCGAUAUUUUACCAUUUGUUGCAUUUUUAGAAGAG
Molecule: messenger RNA, 446 nt
Organism: Racocetra persica
Lineage: Eukaryota; Fungi; Glomeromycota; Glomeromycetes; Diversisporales; Gigasporaceae
Source: the annotation of a GenBank genome assembly